AUGGCUUCGGUUCUCGCCCAAAAGCCCGCAGUCCCUGGCAUCAGUCCGCAUAAGCUGGUGACCAAGGAGAAGCUGGCCAGCCUGCGGCAACACCUUCUCGACGAGGACGCAGACCACGCCGUCCUCCCCGAGACUCCGGCCAGCGAUAACCGGGUGCUGGCCGAGCUCCUCGGCGUCGAGGCCGAGACAGUGCCAAGCUUUGUGUGCCGCUUCGCGAAGGGUGGCGAGAGCUGCGCCAACUGCGGCCGCGCCUUCAGCAUCCUCGACAUGGCCAAGUCGGGCCUCAAGGUCCACAGCAAGGAGUUCAUCAAGGCCACCAUCUUUGGUCAGCACGGCUAUGUCUUCAACAACGUCCCGCAGCUCCACGAGUGCUACGAUUGUGGAGAAAAGGCGACGUCCAGCAUGGACUACGGCUGCCCCAUGUACAUGUGUGGCAGCCCUCUGGAGACGGUCUGA
This is a messenger RNA of Lasiosphaeria miniovina, 456 nucleotides long. RefSeq lists its product as uncharacterized. The record is from RefSeq and is a predicted model, not a curated record. The transcript has 2 exons. Bases 1 to 456 code for a protein of 151 amino acids. Lineage: Eukaryota; Fungi; Ascomycota; Sordariomycetes; Sordariales; Lasiosphaeriaceae.